CGUACGCGUAUACGGCUUGGAACAGAAUUGAACUUCACUACGUACCACGACAUUCUACGUAUACCCACUCACAAGCACAGCAGCACAGGAGCUACUUACCAUGGGUUUGAGCAGCUCUAGUAUGGAAAGCUCAUGCGUAAUCCGGGAGGUCGCUAAAGACGUCUGGACAUUUUCGUGUCCCUUUGCCCGGUUUGGACUCGUGCCAGUGGGAGGGCGAUCGACUGCAGUCAAGUUGUCCAACGGCGAUGUGUGGGUAAUGGCUUCGACACCUUUGACGACUGAGACCAAAGCCAAACUGAACGAAAUGGGGCCGGUCAGAUGGAUCGUUGGAGCUGACGCGGUGCACCACAUGUUCCUCGGAGAAUUUAAGAAGGAAUACCCCGAAGCCAAGCUAGUCGCAGUUGACGAGGCGGUGAAAAAGAAGGCUAAAGAAAACCUUGAGUUCCACGGAGUUUGGGGCUCGGACCCUCGAGAAGCUCAAUAUGGCUUUGAGAGCGAUAUUCAGCAUUGCUUUUUCUCUGGAUUCGCUAACCGCGACACAGCCUUCUUCCAUCCCGCCUCGAAGACGCUGAUAGUGGCUGACCUCCUCUUCAAUUUGCCCGCCAAGGAACAGUAUUCGAAGACGUCGUCAUCCGGCAAGGUUCCCAUCUUCGGAACUCUAAACCCCUACAUGGGCAUCCACAAGCGAUUUGCCUGGUAUAUGGGCGUGGACAAAGAGGACAUGAAACGCGACGUGAAGACUGUUGCGAGCUGGGACUUUGACCGUAUCAUACCUUGUCAUGGUGAUGUCGUCGAGAAGGAUGGCCACAAAGCCUGGUGUGAAGCGUAUAAGUGGUAUCUCGAUGCGGACAAGAAGGACUGAGGCAUUGUCGUUCUUGCCGUUUUGUCCUUGGGGCCUCGAAUCUGUGCAGUGGCGGCCAUCGAGAUUUGUGUAUAUUGUAUGUUUACCUCCCCGCUUUGUUCGGUCUCUAAAUCGGCUAUUGUUGUUUCAUCCGAAACGUUCGCCAACUCUUACAGUCAACGUUUCCGCAGCGGCGCCAAGCCUAGGGCAUGGUCGUACGGCUAAUUUAUUUGGAUCCAAG
Molecule: messenger RNA, 1082 nt
Organism: Fomitopsis serialis
Lineage: Eukaryota; Fungi; Basidiomycota; Agaricomycetes; Polyporales; Fomitopsidaceae
Exons: 10
Coding region: 101-862 (253 amino acids)
Source: RefSeq, a predicted model, not a curated record